Fusarium sp. VM40 is the source of this 1770-nucleotide messenger RNA. NCBI's taxonomy places the organism in Eukaryota, Fungi, Ascomycota, Sordariomycetes, Hypocreales, Nectriaceae. The record is from the annotation of a GenBank genome assembly.
AUGGACGAAGAUCAAGGACCGCAAUCCAUUGCGCCUCAGCAUACACCAUCCAAGACAAUCGCCCAGCGUUGCAAUGGACUUGUCAAAGCAUUCACAACUAGGCAUGGCCUAAUCGGCGACUACGACUAUGCAUUUCUCUUCCGCCCUAAUCUGCCCUUCAUGAAGAAGAGCGUCAACCCAAGUCCCUUCUUUGGACUCAACGAUAAGAUGCCAGUUCUUUUGGGAUUGCUGCUUGGUUUCCAGCAUGCAUUGGCUAUGUUGGCAGGCGUUAUUACACCACCAAUAAUCAUUAGUGGUAGCGCCAAUUUAUUGCCAGAGCAGCAACAGUAUCUUGUGUCAACUGCACUCAUUGUCUCGGGUAUUUUUUCCGCCGUCCAGAUCACUCGGUUCAGACUUUUUGGUACCCAAUACUAUAUUGGCACUGGGGUGCUCUCUGUAGUAGGAGUCUCCUUCAGUGUAAUCCCUGUUGCCCAAGGUAGUCUUGCUCAGAUGUACGCCAACGGGUUUUGCCCUUCUGAUUCUGAUGGAAAUCCUUUGCCUUGCCCCAAGGGUUAUGGAGCCAUACUUGGUACAUCCGCUGUGUGUGCCCUCAUUAACGUCCUGGUCUCCUUUAUCCCUGCAAAGCUCUUGCUGCGGGUACUGCCACCAAUUGUUACAGGCCCUACGGUUAUGCUCAUCGGUAUUAAACUCAUAAAAUCAGGCUUCUCCAACUGGAUGGGCGGUAGCGGAGCUUGUAUGACAGCUACUGAGGGAUUGUUCGCUCUCUGUCCAAGUAUUAACGCACCCCACCCUCUUGCUUGGGGAUCUGCAGAGUUUCUAGGGUUGGGCUUCUCAGUCUUUCUUGCCAUUAUCUUAUGCGAGCGAUUCGGUUCUCCUAUCAUGAAGUCCACCUCGGUCGUCAUCGGAUUAUUGGUUGGCUGCAUUAUCGCCGCUGCUUGUGGUUAUUUCGAUCGAUCUGGUAUCGACUCAGCUCCCGUUGCUUCGUUCGCCUGGGUGCACACGUUCCCGCUUUCAGUCUAUGGACCACUAGUCCUUCCUCUCAUCGCUGUUUACCUCGUCUGCGCUACCGAAGCUAUUGGUGAUGUCACGGCCACUUGCGACGUCUCAAAACUUGAGGUCACGGGAAAGACUUACGAGUCCCGUAUUCAGGGUGGAAUAUUGUCUGAUGGCCUUGCCGGCUGUAUUGGUGCCCUCAUGACCAUGACUCCCAUGUCUGUCUUUGCCCAGAACAACGGUGUCAUCGUACUCACCCGCUGUGCUAACCGCCGAGCUGGUCUGGCAUGUGCCAUGUUCCUUGUCAUCAUGGGAAUAUUUGCAAAGUUCGCAGCAGCUCUUAUUGCCAUCCCGUCGGCUGUCCUCGGGGGGAUGACUACCUUCCUCUUCAGCGCCGUGGCUGUCUCGGGAAUGUCUAUUAUUGUCCGUGGCGUUCCUUUCACUCGUCGCAAUCGUUUCAUCCUGACAGCUGGCCUCGCUCUGGGCUACGGCGCUACGCUUCUCCCCAACUACUUUGACAAGAUUUUCACAUACAAGGGAGACAACCGUUCUCUCCAGGGCUUCUUGGAUGCCAUCAUCCUCAUAAUGGAAACAGGAUUCGCAGUUGCCGCCAUUGUUUGCGUAAUCCUUAACCUUACUUUGCCAGAAGAGUUGGAAGAUGACAUUGAUGCGGCAAGAUCGAUAACCAAUGUAACGAUGCAUGAGGAGACUGAACGAAGCAAAGCUGUCGCAGGGUCAAGCCGGGAGCAUAGUAUUGAUCCGCAGAAGCAAGGAUAA